AGCACCAGCCGAAGCCAAAAGGACCCUUUUUCUCUUUCCGCCCUCGGUCCCUCUUGUCUGUCUCCUCAUCUCAACCUUGAAGAAGAUGCAGUUUCCCACUUUAAAUCUCGGUUCUGUUUUAAGUCGCUUCUUUUAUUUCUUUCUUUUUCUUCCCUCUUGCUAAUUUGCGGUUCCGUUGAUUUUCUUAGUCGGAGGAGUGUCGCACAAGACUUGUUGUUCUAGAGUCACAAUUCUUUGUUGUUAUAAAUUGGUGAAAUAUAAUGCUGACAACCCCCAAAACACCACCUCAGACAGGAACGUGACCAAACACAAAGUUCCUGCCCUGCAGCCCCCCUCUUAUAAGAGGAGGCCGCUUGGAGGCUCCUUGUAAUGUUGUGGGGAAGAGUGAGGUGGAGCACGGAUAGUUUAUCUGGGUCAGCGACGCAUCAUGAGAAGCUGCUGUGUGUACCUUUUCUGCACGUUGCUGUGCAUCACCAAAAGCUUGGACGCCGACGCUGUGAUCCAGACGGAGGAAUACACAGCUAGACAUUUACGAUAUUUUAUGACCGCGGACGGCAACGAAAAGCAAUUGAUCAACGAUUUACAUGAAGUUUUGGACAGGCUUCAGAAAAAUCAACUUUCAGCCCUGAGGAAAAAACACGGCCACUUGCCCAUGUGUGAUCCAGGAGACCAGUGUGCACUGCGGAGAGGUUCCAGGAUCGGGAAACUGUGUGAUUGCUCUCUGCCAAGAACAUGCAACUCUUUCUUACAUCGGUGUUUAUAAUCCUAUCUUGCUAUUUAACUUAAAAAAAAAAAAAAAAAAAAAAACAAAGAAAAAAAACAUCUUGUCUGUUGGAUAUUGUAGCUAUAAAUCUAUAAACAUUUUUUUUAAUAGUUUUAUAGUGUGAAAAUAUUUAUACUUCAUUUAAUAAACGAUUUAUACGAAUGAA
This is a messenger RNA of Hippocampus comes (tiger tail seahorse), 929 nucleotides long. RefSeq names its product cocaine- and amphetamine-regulated transcript protein-like. Gene Ontology annotation, biological process: adult feeding behavior; G protein-coupled receptor signaling pathway; positive regulation of MAPK cascade. The transcript is spliced from 3 exons. The record is from RefSeq and is a predicted model, not a curated record. NCBI's taxonomy places the organism in Eukaryota, Metazoa, Chordata, Actinopteri, Syngnathiformes, Syngnathidae. Gene Ontology annotation, molecular function: neuropeptide hormone activity. Bases 428 to 763 code for a protein of 111 amino acids.